AUCUUCUGUGGGUCCUUGGAGUGGAGGUGACAUUCAGUUCGGACAGAGUUGGAACCGGCGAAGGUGUCUUAUGCUGUUUUAAAGCAGAAAUUGAAGUAAAACCUCCCGGAUAAAAUGGCACAGGCGGCCCAAAGACUCGUUAAAUCCGUGGUCACCAAGACACCACAAUUAAUAAGCGCUACAGUGAACUACUCCAAGCCCCGGCUGGCCACAUUCUGGCACUAUGCCCGCGUUGAGCUGGUUCCCCCCACCCCUGCAGAGAUCCCCCAGGCUAUCGAGAGCGCCAAGGGGCUCGUCAAAGCUUUCCAGACUGGCCGACUUGCCCAGACCACAGUCAAGGACGCCUUGAGGAACGGCCUGGUCGCCACAGAAGUGCUCAUGUGGUUCUACAUUGGAGAGAUCAUCGGGAAAGGCAGUAUUGUUGGAUACAAUGUGUAAAACAUGAACUGUUCCAUUGUAGAGUUUUUCUGCUGAGCUUUGUACACGCACUCACCUCCGGGUCCAACUGCUUGGAAUCCAAUAAAAUCUGUAUGUUCAACGACA
Molecule: messenger RNA, 543 nt
Organism: Lepisosteus oculatus (spotted gar)
Lineage: Eukaryota; Metazoa; Chordata; Actinopteri; Semionotiformes; Lepisosteidae
Gene: atp5mg
Product: ATP synthase, H+ transporting, mitochondrial F0 complex, subunit g
Biological process (GO): proton motive force-driven ATP synthesis
Molecular function (GO): proton-transporting ATP synthase activity, rotational mechanism
Source: RefSeq, a predicted model, not a curated record